This is a messenger RNA of Dermochelys coriacea (leatherback sea turtle), 3615 nucleotides long. RefSeq names its product small integral membrane protein 29 (gene SMIM29). The coding region runs from base 2110 to 2526 and encodes 138 amino acids. The transcript is spliced from 6 exons. NCBI's taxonomy places the organism in Eukaryota, Metazoa, Chordata, Testudines, Dermochelyidae. The record is from RefSeq and is a predicted model, not a curated record.
GCCCCGCCCCAGCCGAGGCCCCGCCCCGCCGCGGCCGGCUGUCAGUCACGCGCCUCGGGGCCCUUCCGGAUGGGUGGGGCGAGGAGGGGGUGCGCGGGGCCGGGCGGCAGCUGUAGGGCUUUGCAAAGCCUCCCCGAGCGGGUGAUGAACACACCUCGGGAGUGACGCCUUGCCAGCAGCAGCCAUUGCACACGCUGCCCGAGCGCUGUGGAGUUUUUGGUGCAUUCCUUCAAAGGAGGAGAGACCAGAUUGUGGAUUUGGAAGCUUUUUGGGGUGCAGACGGUUUUUCCUUUUUGGUUUAUAUUUUUUUUUGUAUAACACCUAACACAAUGGGCUCAUGGGCCAUCACGAGGUGUGACGGUAAUACAAACAAUAAACAAUGGUGGAGCCUGGGAUGAGUCCUGCACAGGACUCUGUCAAGCUGCUCCCUGUGGCUCUUUGGGCAAUUCCCUGUAGCAGAUAAAAGUCCAUUGUGCUCUUCUGAGAUGCAUCUUCAUGGCUGUUUGGUGCAUAAGGGCUUCCAGGGUGUCUCCUGACUCCAGAAUGCUUGGGGGUCUGCUCCCAAGCCAAGGUCUGGCCUUUGCUGUCGAUUUUGGUAUGUGUCUUUAUCCAUCUCAAGAGAGUUUUUGUCUGUGCUUUGUAUUGCAAACUCGUGCUCUGAGAUACUUGUCCACGGCAGAGAUUCUUUCAUGGGUUAAGCUGCUGGGGGAGGUCUCUGCACUGGCAUCACGGAGGAAAGAUUCGAAACAGAGUUGAGCUGUUUUUCCCCCUCCUCCCCGCCUGCAAAUGACGCAUUGUUAAUUAUUAUUUGUAUUACCACUGCUGCACCCAGGGCUCAUUGUGCUAGGGGCUGUGAGCUGUCUCUGAAAUGAUGUCCUCAUCUGGGUGUUUCUGUGGGAGCAGUGAGGCUGUUGGCAUUUCCUUGAGCCUAGAGCUGUUAUUGGUGUCAGGCUAAUGCCUAGGGUUCCAGCUGAGAUCAGGGCCCUGGUGUGCUAGGAGCUGUAUGUGCAUGUAGUGAGGAAUGGUGCUCAUGACCUAAAUAGGUGAGACAGAUAAAGGGGCGGAGAAACAAAGCAUUACCAUCCUCGUCUUUUAUAGGUGGGGAACUGAGGCACAAAGAGGGUGACGUGCCCAAGGUCAUACAGGAGUCAGUGGCAUAACAGGGAACUGAACUCAGGUCCCAAAGGCCAGUGCCUAAAGCACAGGCCCAUCCCCUCUCUCUAGUAGAUGCAGCGGCACAACAGGGUGGUGGCGAGGGGUGUGGGCUUCAAUCCCUGCCCAGAUUGCAGGCUGAUAUUACCUAGCACUGCAGAGGGCUGUGUCCUUCUCUGGCACCUUUCCUCUCAGCACCUCACAAACGUUACCAAGAUGUCUGCCUCAUGCCUGGGGGCUUAGGAGGGUGAAGGGAGGCGCAUCAUCCCCGUUUUAACUGAUGAGGAAACUGAGAGAGGUGACUGGCCCAUGCUUGCACCGGGGCCGACUCUGUCUUGGGCAAAUCACUUCCCCCUUUUUUGUGCCUCCGUUUUUCCCCAUCUGUCAAAAUGGGGGUGAAGUUAUUGAUGCAGAGUGCUUGGGGCUCUGUGGCUGGGCCGUGUUCUCUGAGCACAGCGAAGCAUUGGAAAGCAGAUGCUCAGCGAGUGCAGGCUUGUUUUUAAAUGUGCAGUUUCCCUAUACAGUAUGGGUAGCUUUUUAAAGUAUCCCUUUCCUGAGUGCAUUACUCAUGCUCAUAGGUUUAAACGGUAAGGAUCCGAUCCAUUACCUGCUACUCCUUCCCUUGACCCUAAUGGGCAUUGGGUAGGGCCUGAAGCAACCCGCUACGCUACAUGCCAAAGGCUUGAAUAUGUUUCCUCUGCGGAAAUCGGCUGUCAUGGUCAGUCUGUGACUGACUCAUGACUCGUGUUAUACGCCAUGGUACCAAUUUGGCGGCUUCACAUUCUUCCCCCCUGGCUGGAAUUUGGCAGCUGAAUGGGAGAAACUGAUUUGAAUCUUAAAUCUAUGCUCUUGUUUUGAUUGUUUGUUUAUGGCCGAGAGGGUCAGCCAAGAGGUUGUCUUCCUGAUGAAGAUCGGAGCCACCCCUCUGUCUCCUCUCGAGCAGCUGCGUCCGAUGCAAUGAGUAACGCGACCACUCCCACCUCCGCCGGGACCUCCAGCGACUCCUUGGUAGGGUAUGUCCUGGUGCCCUUCUUCUUCAUCACCGUCGUGGGCAUCGUUGUGGUGGUGAUGAUGUACAUUCAGAAGAAGAGGAGGCAAGGAAGGUGUCUACAUCCCCUAAGCAGCUCUGGAAAUCUCAGCCCCCGUGACUGUCCCACGUCCUCUGUUGGCCGUGUGACCCUAUUGUCAGCAUCAGUCUUUGGUCCAUGGCGGAGCUGCGGGUUCCCAGAGCAGCCUCGCAGUCCCCUGUCUCUGCCCGUGUCAGGUUUGACAGGUUACGUCACCACUUGUUACCGAUGUACAGCUACGACCCCGCAGAGGACCUGCAUGAGGCUGAACAGGAGCUGCUGGGGGAUCCAGACGACACCAAGGUGAUGCGAGGCUGGGGUGGAUACCAGCCCCAUCGGACUCCGCUCAUGGACAUGAAAGCGUAACGCAGCUCGGAGAGCAGUGCCCAGGCGAUGUACUAACCACCUCCACCCUUCUCCCUUCUUCUCGAUUUCUGUGCUAACGUCAAGUUCUCCCACAUGGAGUUAAUUGUUAAAGCUCCAUCCUCCAUUUCGCUCUACUUCCACUUGCCUCUCCCCAUUCUGGGGCAGGUGGGCGUAGUCCCUGCCGGCUUUAGCUUCCGAGCGCUGUCAGACCAUGCUCCUGCUGCCCCUGAGCGUUCCUGCCGGCGAAGCACUGAAGACAUGGGCUGAAUCUUGGGUUUGCACGUUUUGACCAGGAGCAGCUCUUUCCCCCUCUUGGUUGCGGAAAUAAAACCCUCUGAGCCUUUUCACGCGGCCCAGAAGAGAGGCUGUCGAUCCUGAGAGUGAGUUGAUGAAACUCCGUCGCUGGGUGGCUCAAAGACUCAACCCCAAUAAACCUAGGUUAUCGCAGCCUCCCAUUCAGUAUAAGCCAUUUAAAACCAACGCAGCUCUGGUAUUGCAGAUGCAUCUCCUGACGGCACAGAGAACAAACCUCCUGCCAUGCUGCCUAUCUAUUUAUGCACAUGCUGGGCGUGUUACUUUGCGUGGGGGCAGUCCCAUCACAAAUCUGAUUGAUUGCAUCUCUUGCGCUCUCUGUAUGGGAACUGUUGUUGAACUGUGCAGUUGGGGAUCUUAAUACCUAGUUUAAUGGAGCCUUUGCUGCGAUCUUGAAAUAGCUGACAGCGAGCUAUUUGAUUUGAUUUGAAGCAGUCCUUUGAUUCCAGUCCCCCCAGGGCAGGGAUGGGUCCAGUUUGCUUACGCAGUAAAAACAGGAUGUGUUUAGUAGAGCAAAACUGUCUGUCUUUGCAUUCAGACACGAGGCCUUAUGUAUUUGCCAAGGAGGAGAAGUCUUCCUGGCACAAAAGCUACUGGAUAGUAAAACAACCGAACUCUGUAAUAGUUCAGCAAGGUGGAUCUUUCUAUGUGGGUGAUUUUUGUAUUCAAUAGUAGCUCAUCUUUAUAUUUUGUAAAUAAAAAGGCACCGUGAACAUGA